CUACUGACCUGGGAUCAUAUCUGUUGUCCUCACAUUAAUCAUGUACAAACUAUCCUUAAAUGUGAGACAUGAUUUAUUAGAAUCAAUCAAGCCAAGUCCAGCUCAUUAGGCCUGGGACUUAUCCUUAACAGAACUGCUUCUCCGUUGUAGCGAAAGGAAGAGACGUGAACAACUUUAUAUCUCGAUGAGAAAAGCUCCAUGGCUGCACCCCCCGCCCUGGUUCCCACCCUCUCUGUCUGUACCCUGAAACCCCCACAAACAACCUGUCACCGACGACGUCCCGGUCCAAGACAGUCGUCUUCUAUAAAGGUCCCAAUCCAAAAUCUGAUCUUAAAGGGGAAACUCUUGCGCAAAGCACGAGAUGAUCGUGAGGAGACACGAAAGAUGUCUUAUCACAGGAAGGAGUUAAUGGAGCACAUUCCAUGCGUCCCCCCGAUGGCGCUCCAAGGCAUCUGCAUGGAUGAGAGCGGAGCGCGCUUCAAAGAUGCGCUUCGCCUCGGACUGCCCUUGCACCUGGACGCCGCGUACCUCGACCCGGUGCACGGCCAGAUGUUGCCCUACAGACGGUUGUCCUAUUUCCCCUUUCACGGACCCCUCGGCGUGUGCGAUUACUCCUUCGAGCCCGCGUUCAUCCGGAAGAGGAACGAGAGGGAGAGACACCGAGUACGCUGCGUAAACGAGGGCUACGCGCGGCUCCGGGAGCAUCUGCCGCACGAGUUCGAGGACAGGCGGCUCAGCAAAGUGGAGACUCUGCGGGCGGCCAUUGACUAUAUCAAACACCUGCACAGCCUGCUGGACUUGGACGUGUCCGGGAUGGAGAUGCCGUUUGGAGACGCACGCAUUUACGCACCGCUGCCGGAGAGGACAGAGUGCAACAGCGAUGGAGAAUCCAAGACUGGCCUCAGCGACAGUGGGGAAAUUGUAUAGCUGCCUCUGUGACAUUUUGUAUAUUCAUUAUGCAGCACUAACGUGUAAAUAAACGGCAUAACGUAAAGGUAAAACGUGUAACAACCUUAUGAAUAAAAUCUACUGCGAGAGCGUGACUCGUGCGUAUUGUCUGCCUUUAGUGGGUACAUGGAUCAUGGUUUGUUAACAUGUAGGGAGGUAGGGGACAAAAGCUUUUCUCAGACGGAUGUUAAAAGAAGCAUGAAAGCAUGAAACUUCAUUCUUGACAUUUGUAAACAUGUUUAAUGUCGUUUGAAUUCAGUUUGUUGUUUUUUCUGAUUUGCUGGUUAUGUGUGAUGAUCAUCAACGAGGUCAGUGGCUUUGGCAGUUUAUUGGGCAA
Messenger RNA from Scophthalmus maximus (turbot), 1285 nucleotides. Its product is annotated as achaete-scute homolog 4-like. The coding region runs from base 199 to 927 and encodes 242 amino acids. Gene Ontology annotation, biological process: developmental process; regulation of transcription by RNA polymerase II. Gene Ontology annotation, molecular function: DNA-binding transcription factor activity, RNA polymerase II-specific; RNA polymerase II transcription regulatory region sequence-specific DNA binding; protein dimerization activity. The transcript has 2 exons. The record is from RefSeq and is a predicted model, not a curated record. NCBI's taxonomy places the organism in Eukaryota, Metazoa, Chordata, Actinopteri, Pleuronectiformes, Scophthalmidae.